Messenger RNA from Peronospora matthiolae, 597 nucleotides. Lineage: Eukaryota; Oomycota; Peronosporomycetes; Peronosporales; Peronosporaceae. The record is from the annotation of a GenBank genome assembly.
AUGCAGGUCCCGCUGCUUCUGCUGCUCGCAGCUUCUGCUGCUGCGCGUGACGUCCACGCGUCGCUCUCCACGUCCCCAGUCCCUGCUUUCGACUCUCCAUUGCGUCGCGAGCGCUGCGCGACACUCGGAUUCGAUGUCGACGCUUUGGACUGUUGCCUCUGCCGUGAGCUAUCGACGUUUUUGACCUCGUCGAGCGCGUCAAAAAAAAAGCUUUUUGACACGGUCGGUCAAGAAUGUCAAGAAUGCUGCUCGGACUUUUCCAAGGGGCUCGACGCCAAAGGCCAACGCUAUGCGAACGUGGUCCUGGCGCUCAGUCCACGACGCUGGAGACGGUACCCGAAAGUCGCGCACUUUGUCGAGCACGAAGCUGCCAAGUUGACGCGACUGGAAGUGCGGGAGGUGGAGACGCGGCUGCCCAUGCUGCAGUUUUUUGACAAGGACCAGCUGGUCGAGGAGAUCAGCAUUGCCCACUGGGAUGAAAAGUCCAUUGCCGAGUUUAUUGACAACAAACUGUUGCCUGAGGAAGACGAAAACGAAGAAGACGAGCAGGCGAGAGUGGCGGUGGUGGAGAAGGAAGUGGAUGCAGUGAACGUGUGA